CCCCUGUGUCUGACACCGACUUCAAGGGAGGAGUUGAGCCAAUUAUCUGAGUCCUACAGAAGGGAAAUCUGCAAUUUGCCGGUAGUUGUGAGAGCCACGGAGAGAAAGGCAGGGAGAGAAGGAGAAAAACUUAAUUGGCAAACGUAAAGGAAAGCCCCUUCUGUCCUGGAAAGAGAAUAGCACAAUACCAAUCCCAGGUCAGAAGAAAAGAAGCUUGUGGGGAGAGGGUUGUGUGCAAGGAGAGACCUGGGGAAGCUUAGGCUUGCCGUAGAUAACUUCCAUGCCCUCAGUGAUUUUUUCCCAUAGGGACUGAGGUGGCAUAGAGUGCAUGAACCCCCAGCUCUGCAGGACUAGGUGUUGCUCAAGGUACCCCAGCAGAGCUGCCCAGAGGAGACUCUGCCUCUCCUCCUCACUUGAGGCUGGGAGCAGAAGAGCUCAUCUCACUAAAGAGAAAAGCUGCUGCUGGUCCGGAGACCCUUCUUUAGCCCUGAUCUAGUAAUUGCCUUCCAUGGGGGGACGUCCUCUGGAGCCCUGCAGUCCCUCCCAGUCCUGCUAAGUUCCCAGGAAAUACUGGUGAAGAGCUGAGCCCCAGGCAAGCAACGUGGGAUCCACAGAACAACAGCCUUCUACAGCAUAGCUGCUUCUGAUUAAAAUUACCGAUUUCAUCAGACAACGCCCAGACCCAAGGCUGCUCCUCGGAGGAGAGAGAGGCCCAAGCAAUGAUGAAAACUAUGUCCAGUGGAAACUGCACCCUGAAUGUGCCAGCCAAGAAUUCGUACCGCAUGGUGGUGCUGGGAGCCUCCAGGGUGGGGAAAAGCUCCAUAGUCUCACGCUUUCUCAAUGGCCGGUUUGAGGACCAGUACACUCCCACCAUUGAGGAUUUUCACCGCAAGGUCUACAAUAUCCGGGGAGAUAUGUAUCAGCUGGACAUCCUGGACACCUCAGGGAAUCACCCUUUCCCUGCUAUGAGGAGGCUUUCUAUCUUGACAGGUGAUGUUUUCAUCCUGGUAUUCAGCUUGGAUAACAGAGAAUCCUUUGAUGAGGUCAAGAGACUCCAGAAGCAGAUCCUCGAGGUCAAAUCCUGCCUGAAGAACAAGACCAAGGAAUCAGCUGACCUCCCCAUGGUGAUCUGUGGCAACAAAAAUGACCACAGUGAAAUCUACCGCAAAGUGCGCUCAGAUGAAGGUGAGAACCUUGUGUCCAGUGAUGAAAACUGUGCUUACUUUGAAGUUUCAGCUAAGAAGAACACCAACGUGGAUGAGAUGUUCUAUGUUCUCUUCAGCAUGGCCAAGUUACCUCAUGAGAUGAGCCCUGCUCUCCACAGGAAAAUCUCCAUCCAGUAUGGGGACACUUUCCAGCAGAAAUCCUUCCGGAUGCGGCGAGUGAAGGACAUGGAUGCCUAUGGCAUGAUCUCUCCCUUUGCUCGCCGGCCAAGUGUCAACAGUGACCUGAAGUACAUCAAAUCGAAAGUUCUCAGGGAAGGUCAGUCAAGGGAGAGGGAGAAAUGCACAAUCCAGUGAAGAGGGCUUGUGCUUCUGGCUGAAGUCAUCAUCCACAUGAAGUGCCUUAAAGAAAAAUGGUCUGUGGAAGCACAGAACGGGCUCACUGGGUUCAUCGAGGAAACCCUACACAGCAAAAGGGUAACUCUUCCUGCGGAUUCUGCUGAGUCAACGAAUGUAAAUAACAUCAACCUCAUAAGCAACUAGGAAAAAUCAUACGCCUGAGUGUGCAUUUCUCUAUAAUGUAGUCCAUCUUCAUUCCCCUUUUUGUCUAAAGAAAACUGACUUGAGAAGUAAAGAAAAAUCAACCUCAUCCUUACAAAGAAAGGUCAAAAAUGCACAGAAGGCAUCAGCAGUUACCCAGUGUGCAGAACUUGCUAAGAGAGGAGGUUAUGUCUUUAUAUGUGUGUGUGUAUGUGCAUGUGAGGAGCACUCCGUUAAAAAAAAAUGGGACUUUCAUUUCAAAGAACAGCAGUCCUACCAAGGGAGUGGACUCUGCAUACGAACACAAGGCUCUAAGUCACUUCUGAGAGGGCCUGCAAGAAGGUCCUGAUAUUAUGCUUGCUGGGUCAGUUAUUGACAUGAAUGUUGUUUUGUAUUAUAGAUUUUAUUUGGGGUUUGCUUUUUUUAUUGUGUGGAUUCUUAGAAAAAUCAGAUGGCAGAUGUGCUUGAUAUCAAAACAGUGUUUACUUUCUAGAAGUGAAAGGUGUUUUCCAUCUGUAAAACUACGUAAUAUUUACAUUGAUUGAAAAUGAAAUUGUUCUGCAAAAGGCCAAUACAUUUGACUUCUUUGGAAGCAUGGUGUGAUAGUUUCUCAAACCAGCCACACCAACUCUAAACUUCACAGUACAAAUGCCAUCCUUUGCCUUGCUGGCCACCAGACCAAUGGUUCCUUCCCUCUGCCUGUAUCAGCUGAGACUGACCACAUGUUGGCUUAGACCACUUCAUGGCAGGACUAGGUUUUCCUCCAACAGUAGAAACUGAUUGAUUAUAGACUUUUGAUCUGGGACCAGCUCCAUUGGAUUUAUUUUGUUAAUGUAUCUCUAGUCAUUUUGUUCAUGAAUUUUCCUCUUGUCUGAUAAAGGUUACCUUGACGGAAACCUUUGUGCUACAGAAGACCUCCAGAAGUGAAGCUUCAUGCUGGCUGUCCAAACGGGGCUGAAUUGGCUGGCUAGAUAAAUCUGCAGCCAUCAUUCACAUCUUCCCUUCCUCAAAUCCAUCCAGGCUUCUUUGUCUUUAGCUCUCUCCCUGUCUUGUUUCUGGUUUUGUUGUUUGAUCUGCUUUUCUUUGCCAUCAAAGCCACAUAUAUUCCCUUAGAUGUACGCUUGCUACUCUCACCGACUGAAACAAGAGGUGUGCAUGCAUAACUGUGGGCAGAAUGUGGCCCCCAAAAUGUACACAACAGCAGAGCAUAUAUAUGGUUUAUAUACCUCAGAGUGGCCUUCGGUACCUUGUGUCUCUCCCUCACCUUCCUCUGUUCUUGGCUGUAUUUGCUUUGCUGUGUCCUGGUCAGAGCUGUAAGCUAGUUCAUUCUGUAAUUUGACAGAAAACUAGGAAUUAUGGUUGACCGUGAAAAUUAGCCGCUGGGACAAAAAAUCCCAUAUUCAUUUAUCAGUUCCACCCUUCACAGGUACUGUAUAUUGACUGGUAAAAUACACUGUUCUAUUAACCCCAUUUCCAGGGCAGCAACUUCCCAAUCAUUUCUCCCUCUCAUCUAUAAAUAUGUAUGCCACUUAUGAUUAAACCUGUUUUAUUUAUUAGCUGUGUUCCAGUCCAUUUUUACUUUCUCCAAGAACAAGGAAGGUCCUAUUUUGUUCUUGUGUAAGUGCAACUAAGCAAGUGCGGUAUGAGUUGAGAGCCCAGAUGAGAUCUCCAGUAAAUUCUGGAGGAGUUUUUUUCUGUCCUCCAGAGACUAGGACCUUAAAAGUGGUCUGUCUGAAACAGAACUGUAUCUAUAACUACAUCUAUCUAUCUCUCCCUCUCUUUCUCCCUUCCUUCCUUCUUAUCUGUCUAUCUCAACACCAAUAUAUAUGUACAGAUAUCCUCUCAAGUAGAAGCAGACAGCUAGUCUUUCCAGUGCUGCCUCCAGCAGUGGAGAACAGUCUCCCAUACACAGAGCUGGUGUGCUCAUCCCUAGUGUGAUUUACCAAGGUCUCUGCAGAAACAUCACUGUUUCUCUCAGCAGUUUCUCCAUCGCACCAUCUGCAUCUCUCAGCUAUAUGAGUCUUGAGCCCCCUGAGCACUUGCCUAGCUCCUUACAGACCCUCUGUCUAAGGCUAUGACUGGUUGUGUCAGUGAUCAAGCUCUGGGACGCAUGUGCCGCAUGGACACGGGUGGAGGGUUGAAAAUGGAGCAUGAGCACUGGGCACUGAUUAGGAUUUCAGGAAGCUAGAAAAGAGUUCCUUGGACUAUAGCCUAUACACUGCAUUACUGAACUCUCCUUGUCCUGCUUAAUAAAGCUGAGUUUUUUAAGAGCC
Molecule: messenger RNA, 3976 nt
Organism: Meleagris gallopavo (turkey)
Lineage: Eukaryota; Metazoa; Chordata; Aves; Galliformes; Phasianidae
Gene: RASD2
Product: RASD family member 2
Biological process (GO): signal transduction
Molecular function (GO): G-protein beta-subunit binding; GTP binding; GTPase activity
Source: RefSeq, a predicted model, not a curated record